This is a messenger RNA of Cyprinodon tularosa, 1527 nucleotides long. It is a transcript of the gene chmp2a, whose product is annotated as charged multivesicular body protein 2A. Gene Ontology annotation, cellular component: ESCRT III complex; multivesicular body. NCBI's taxonomy places the organism in Eukaryota, Metazoa, Chordata, Actinopteri, Cyprinodontiformes, Cyprinodontidae. Bases 160 to 822 code for a protein of 220 amino acids. Gene Ontology annotation, biological process: late endosome to vacuole transport; endosome transport via multivesicular body sorting pathway; protein transport. The record is from RefSeq and is a predicted model, not a curated record. The transcript is spliced from 6 exons.
GGCUACGUCACUUCCCGGAAGGGCAACGCUAGCAACGCGGAAGCGUUGAGAAAAAAACAAAUAACCGUUUAAUUUUGAUCGGUAUUGGGAGGUUAAGGAGACACAUAAACACCGUUUGACUUCUCGGUUUUUUGACUUUGACGAAGAUUCUGGUUUAAGAUGGAGUUCCUGUUUGGGAAGAGGAAGACCCCGGAGGAGAUGCUGAGGCAGAACCAGAGGGCGCUCAACCGAGCCAUGAGAGAGCUGGACCGCGAGCGGAUGAAAUUGGAGCAGCAGGAGAAGAAAAUUAUUGCAGACAUCAAGAAAAUGGCAAAGCAGGGACAAAUGGACGCAGUGAAGAUCAUGGCCAAGGACUUGGUGCGCACGCGGCGUUACGUUAAGAAGUUCAUCAUGAUGAAAGCCAACAUUCAAGCCGUCAGCCUAAAGAUCCAGACCCUUAAGUCUAACAACAGCAUGGCACAGGCGAUGAAAGGCGUCACCAAAGCCAUGGCCACCAUGAACAGACAGCUGAAGCUCCCUCAGAUUCAGAAGAUCAUGAUGGAGUUUGAAAAACAGAGCGAGCUAAUGGAUAUGAAGGAGGAGAUGAUGAACGACGCUAUUGAUGACGCCAUGGGGGAUGAGGAUGAUGAAGAGGAGAGUGACGCCAUCGUCUCCCAAGUCCUGGACGAGCUUGGUCUUAAUCUGUCUGACGAACUAUCAAAUCUGCCGAGCACCGGGGGAAGCCUUUCUGUGGCCGGAGGAAAGAAAGCCGAGCCUCAGGCUGCUCUGGCCGACGCAGACGCAGACCUGGAGGAGCGUCUGAAUAACCUGCGGAGAGACUAAACGCGCAGGAACUGUCUGAGAGGCGCAGUUUGGCGAGGGUCAUCAUUACAAACGAACUCUAAUCUCUGCGUUUAGAUCCUUUCGGAGGCAUAAGUGGCCGGCUUUCAGCAGGCGGUUCUAUAAGGUGUAUGGCUUUCUGUUUGAGGUGUUUUCUUUUAUUGUAUGUGCAAUGUAUCUUAUUAUUACAAGGGUCAUCCUCCUUCAUAGGUCCAGAAAACUCUUUUCUGCAUUUUGACUCUGACGAAUGAUACAGAUCAUCUGUACAUACCGACUUCUUAAAGCACGAUGUAUUUACAGUUAAAAUCAACACUAAUUACAGAAUAUUCAAGGAAACCCUAUAGAAAUAUUAAAGGUUAAAUUUUAUAUGACUGGCAUGUAAAUGUGUCGGUACAUUUUGUACAGGAGGUGGGUUUGGUGUUUUGUUUUUCUAUCCAUAUUAAAACGUUAUCAGCAUUUUUAUUGUCCUUAAGUGUUGGAGAUUCUAGUUAAAAUAAAAAAAGAUGGUUUAUUAUUAUUAUUACUGACAUUUGAAAAGGAAAGCUAUGUUCUGGAAGACACUCCUGGUGAUUCUUUAAUUGGCGUUUAUGAGAUCUGCAGCAUCCUCACUAUAAAUAGCAGUCAGUGGUGUUUUUGUUUAUUUCUCUGAGAAAUUUUGUUUUUGGAUUUAUUGAAUAAAUAUUUGUUUCCAGUAUACUGGGAAAUGAA